ACUGAGGAGCCAGGAUCACGGGAUUUGCCUCUGGAGCUCGUGCUUUGCAUAUGAUGCAUUACAAAUUUGCUUGACAAAUAUCAAGUGGUUGGUUGACUCCAAGAGCAGGAGAUAUAAGCAGAGAUAAAAACAAGAGAAAGACUUAAAGCUCAUGUUUUGUUUCACAUGUGCAGAGACUGUGGACCUGUAGAUCUACUGCUUGAAGGAGAACACACAAAAUAAACAUGGAAUGCAAAGAGGAAAUCAGUGACUCGGACAGUGGGAUCAUCCUAAAUUCUGGUCCAGAUAGCCCAACGUCUCCUGUGAAGGACCUAAGCACACAUACACGGGCCAUGAGGCUUAAACACCAGGCCCUGGAGGACAGGCUGGAACAGUGUCUUUUGGAGCUGAAGAAACUCUGUAUUAGGGAGGCUGAGUUAACUGGAAAGUUGUCAUCUGACUACCCUUUGAGAGCUGACGAGAAGCCUCCACAGGUCAGGCGACGGAUUGGUGCAGCCUUCAAAUUAGACGAGGGGUUGAUUCCCCAGGACAGGGAGGAAUCAGAGCUGCGUGCACUUGAGGCCGACCUGGCUCUCCACCAGCAGAUUUACGAGGCAGUGCGAAGGCUGUCACUCGAGGAGAACCUGAGCAAGCCAGUGAGGAAGAGCCGUCUACAGCAGUGCAAGCAUGAAGAGAGGAAGGUAAAAGAGCUGCAGGAAGCUGUGCUGAAACAUCACGUGAGCCAUGGCUGCGUCUCGCCACAGACCUGCUGCUCCUCCAGACAGCCAGACCUGUGCAUAUCAGAUGACAGCUUGCUGUCCGAUGCUGUGACCCUUGAUGACGGUAAGGGUUGUAUCCCUUUACACUACAUACACUGUGUCACUUUACACUGCGGUGUCAUACAUUGGAAAGCAAAUGUUUACGCUCACUCAGCUACUUCUAUGUGGACAGAGUUCGAGGUGAGCCCACUCUCCCCAAAGGCACCUGACUCUGAGCCCAGGUUGCAGUGCUUGGUGACCCACAUUCUUUCCCCCAGCCGUGGCCCACUGCAGGCCAGCUCCAGCUCCCGCAUGGAGUAUGAGCACUCGCCUGUGCAAAACUCCCCAUGGAGAGAGUCCAGUCUGGAUGAGCCCUAUGAGAAACACAAGCAGGCUCCAUCUUCCAGCAGCAGCACGUCAAGUCCGACAGGAACCCUGACAGAGCUGGGACUGGCGGACAUACCUCCUGCACCCCAGUUUGUUUUCAAAAGCCUGGCUAUGCACAACAAUCACUCCAACAGUGCCCCCUCCACCCCGGAGCUGCCACUACGCCGCCACAUUUCUCAGUCCUUUAGGCUUCCAAGAACCAAGCCAGACCCAAGCAAACCUAACUUGGACCUGAGCCGUGGGCGGAGCAAGCUCCCUCGCCGCCAUGUCACUGACUUCGCCCUGGUCUACUCUGUCCAGCGGCUGUAUCAGUGCAGCUCGGAAGAUAGCAGUUCAGAGCACUCUGUGUCCUCGUGUGCAAGCUCAUCCAGCCGGGACUCCACCUCUGAGGGGAUCAAAGUCUGCCCGCCUCCUUAUGGUUACCGCCAGUACCAUGCUGCACACAAAGCACCGGGCAAACAGCCUUCUAUGCCACUCCCCAAAAACAGCAAGGUCCGUCCUACAGCCAGCUCCUGCCAGCACGCCCAGCCUACAUCCCAGUCUACGUCCCAGCCCAGCAGCCAAGAUAGCACCCCUCUCAGGGGGGAUGUGGGAAAGCUGAACCCAGUGGUGACCUCGCUGGCUGAACCAGUGAACAUCAACAAGAUGCAGCAGCCAGAUUCAACUAAACGUGUGCAUAAGCCACCUCUGCCAUACCCCAGUCUGUGUCGUGGUCCUUCACUGAAGGAGCAUCGCGAUCACCCCAUAAGGCUACUCCCCCGGGAGGUCGUAUCAAACGACCUCAGGUCCUGGCAUCAGAGGUACACCACUGAAGACAUAAAACCCCGGGCACUAGAACGACAUGGGUUUAUGCAUGUGAAAUGUCUUCCAAACCAAGAGCCCCCUCCAUACCACCAGAUCCAACCUCACAGACAGGCUCCUCAGAAAGUGAUUCUGCAGAGGGCCCCUGAUGGGACUCCUUUACAGUGGUAUGAAGAAGAUGACUGUGAGAUUGUAAGCCAGGUCUAACAACUGUCUGCUGGAAUCAGCUAUGCACAACACAAACGUCCUGUCAGGCUUCGCUAAACAUAUUUUGAAACAUUUUUCGUACACAACCUUUUUAUCUAUUUAUUGAGCCAAUGGACUCUAUUAAUGCCUUCAGGUAUAAUGCUGGUAACAUGCUGAUUCUCAACAAGAUUUUGACCAAAAAGUGAAGCUGGCUAAAUGCUUAUGGUGCAUCUUUAUAUUCACUGUUACCCUUACAUCACUGACUGAAAUUCAAGUCUGAGACUUAUUUGUAAGGCAUCAUGCCACAUAUUUAGUGAAAUUAUUAUUAUUAUUAUUAUUAUUAUUAUUAUUAUUACUGUGGUGUGCUACAUUUUUGUCUAUGACAACAAUUGCUAUUUAUGCUAUUGCUAUUUCAUAACAAUUCUCAUAAAAAGCAAUUUCCAGGUAUAUCUUUGUGUCUGGUACACAGUUUUACAUUUAAAAAAAGUAUUUCUUAGUUUUUUUAGAGCCUCAAUUAUUUAAUGUAAUGCAUUACAAGUUUAUAUAAUAUUUAUGUUUUUUUUAUUAUUAUUUCUUGCUAAAUUAAGCUAGAUCUUUUCCUAACACUUCUGGAAUUUAUAUAUUUAAAUGUUUUGCUAGAUGCUGCUAUGCUGUUUUGUAUGAUUAUAGGCAGUCUGUUAGCCUUAAUGUACCUGCACAUAUCUUCCUUUUUCAGGUGAUAUAAAGCAGCUGUCCAUCAUUUUACUAAAUGUACUAACCAUUUAAAACAUAUUUUAUGUUAUUUAUAA
This is a messenger RNA of Electrophorus electricus (electric eel), 2899 nucleotides long. Lineage: Eukaryota; Metazoa; Chordata; Actinopteri; Gymnotiformes; Gymnotidae. The record is from RefSeq and is a predicted model, not a curated record.